AGUCAACUACUCCAGGCUGGACCAAGACACGUAUAUAAUACCAUACAAGAGUACAAUCCCCAUGAAUGCGGUGACCUCUUCGGCCACUUACAACGAUAGAUACACGCCGCCACCGAAGACUAUAAUUCGAAAUACGAAGUCAACAUCGAACCUUCGGUCGAAAACUAAGAGCAAGUCACAAAAGAACCAGGUUAAGAAACAUUCUAAAGUUGGAACCUUUUUACAUAAGUUAACAUCUGGGUGUAGUUUGUUCUUUCUUAGACUUCGAGCACUCUCAGACGAAGUAUUUCUGCACGACGAGGUAUUACGAGAGAUAUUUGUGGACUCUGGAGACGAAGACGAGUUAGACCCAUUAACAUUUAUGGAUCGUCACGCCAAAUCCAACAAAGGUCUUAAUAAGGCAGAGGAGAAAUUUCUUGCGGAUUUUACAAAAGAGAAAAGCCUUGAAAAUAUGUAUAUUAAACAUCAGCUUGCUAUAAAUAAUGUGACUGAGAGAAGAAAGGUUCAAGCACCGGUGCUACCAUCACUUCAAGACGUACUCCGUCAACAAUCACAAAGUGAUAUCACUUCUAGUACUCAGGAUUCGUCUGAGAUCCCCUUUGAUGUUGUUGAUGUGCAUAAAAUGAAGAAAGAAUUUGAUUUAGAGUCAAAUACGUUGGAAAAUUUUGGAGAUGAAAUAACUCUUCCAGCUCCUACAAACAUUGGAGAUGUACUCUGGAGAUAUCGUAGAGAGAAAUGGCUCCAAACAAACUUAAGUCAACAACAGAUUGAGCAACGGGUCAAUGAGCUGGCCAUAGAUUUCAUUCCACGAGAAGCAUAUGCCAAGGUAUAUACCCAUCUCAUCGAUAAGGGAAAGGUGUUGAAAGAUGACCGUAGAUUGAAUCUCAAGGACUUGAUAGAAGUCAUCAAUGCUGGAUGGGUUGCUGAGGAGAAGUGGGAAAGAGCUGCCAAUGGUUUGGCAUAAUUAAUAGCAUAGAAAGGAAUUUAGAUAAGACUUCAGAGAAGC
[Candida] anglica is the source of this 1006-nucleotide messenger RNA. Lineage: Eukaryota; Fungi; Ascomycota; Pichiomycetes; Serinales; Debaryomycetaceae. The record is from the annotation of a GenBank genome assembly.